This is a messenger RNA of Penicillium taxi, 930 nucleotides long. RefSeq names its product serine/threonine protein kinase. The record is from RefSeq and is a predicted model, not a curated record. NCBI's taxonomy places the organism in Eukaryota, Fungi, Ascomycota, Eurotiomycetes, Eurotiales, Aspergillaceae. Gene Ontology annotation, biological process: protein phosphorylation. Gene Ontology annotation, cellular component: cytoplasm. The coding region runs from base 1 to 930 and encodes 309 amino acids. The transcript has a single exon. Gene Ontology annotation, molecular function: protein kinase activity; ATP binding.
AUGCCAUUGACUAUUUGGGCUCUAAAAAUACGGGGGCUUUCGAUAUGCUUCACUAUUGGGAAUUGGAUAUGGUCUUGUAUAUCUUCGCUACCGCGUCUGAUCAAUCGGUCUCCUGUUAGAGAUGUCGAAACGGCCUCAUCUCCUUGUUCAAAGUCAGUUGAUGAGUAUUCGAAUGAUAUCGAAACCAAUGAGCGGUAUUCCAACUCGAGGAAUGCCCAAGGCGAAUUUAUCUCAGGAGGCAUUACAGGAAUUGUGGAGCUCCUUGAUGACGGGACUGUGCUCAAGGCACCAUAUCCAGGUCGUGAGAUCGAGAACCACAUCAUAGACAUCGCCAAAGAAGCCGACAUCUAUCGGCGUAUUGGUCCGCAUAACAGGCUUGUUCGGAUGAUAAGUCAUUCCCGGGAAGGUCUAGUGCUUGAAUACAUGAAAAACGGUGACCUCAAGACAUAUCUUCAGGCUCACGACUCAAUAUCGACAAGCCUCAGAUUGAAGUGGGCAUCUCAGAUCGCAGAGGCUGUUGGCAUCUUACAUAGUAACGGGGUUAUCCAUUGCGAUAUCAAACCACGAAAUUUUCUUUUGGAUCCCGCUUUCGAUAUCAAGAUUAUUGACUUCUCUGGUUCUUCGCUGGAUGGUUCAAAGCCGGCCUCUGGUGAAGGAACGCGAUUUUUUCUUCCACGCUAUUGGCAAGAACAUCCUACGGUGGCUACGGAUCUUUUCGCAUUAGGGUCAACUCUUUACGAAAUUUCGACAGGCACAAGCCCGUAUGAGGAGAUCCCUAGUGAUGAGGUUGAAAGACUUUUUCUUCAGAAAGAGUUCCCUGAUAUUUCUGGUUUGUUAUGUGGACAAAUCAUCCAACAAUGCUGGCUAUCUCAAGUUGAUUCAGCCGCGGAGGUGCAAACUGCCAUCCAGUCUAUUAUCUCUCUUGCAUAG